Messenger RNA from Mya arenaria, 1672 nucleotides. RefSeq lists its product as uncharacterized. The record is from RefSeq and is a predicted model, not a curated record. Gene Ontology annotation, molecular function: copper ion binding; oxidoreductase activity. The transcript has 3 exons. Lineage: Eukaryota; Metazoa; Mollusca; Bivalvia; Myida; Myidae.
CGGCAUGCCAUUAUGCCUUUGGUCAAUGUGGUUAUAAAACCUCAUGGUCUAAAGAUUUUCAAUAACGAUUCUCCUUCUAUUAUACCACUGUGUUCGAUAUUUAGUUAACAUUAAGUUGGAGGUUAAAGCAUGGAAUACAUUAGAAGCCGUCUGGUUUUCGUCUAUUUGCUCGUCUGUUCGGUAGCUGCCCACAAAACCUUAAAAUGUGACACGACGGAUGACAUUUGUGAGUUUACGAUGGACGUUGGUUUCAAACAAACCAUGGUCGACGGCGACAACAAACUGGUUUAUCUUCAUGACGGGAUGCUAUACAGGUACGCCGUUAAUGCAUCUGACCCAUCCGCUUUGCCAACUUCUACUCACGGUAUCAUAACCGCAGAUGGCUACGCAGUACCGAGAAUAAUAAUAACCAUAAAUGGUCAAAUGCCUGGUCCCACGUUAAACGUUUACGAAGGACAAACUUUGAAAGUUCAUGUGACAAAUAACCUGUAUAGUGACGCAAUUGCCAUUCAUUGGCAUGGAAUUCAUCAGAUUGGAACUCCUUGGAUGGAUGGAGCAGCUUAUGUGACGCAAUGUCCAAUAAAUCCCGGACAAUCCUUCACUUACGAGUUCAGGGUCCCUAGCGCAGGCACGUUCUUUUACCACAAUCACAUUGGGAUGCUUCAAAUGUUGGGGUUGAACGGCGCUCUUAUUGUCAGAGAAAGGACACAAAAUUCGUCUGAGGAGCAUGUCGUCUUGAUAACAGAAUACAACCAUGAACGGGAGGCAGAUCUACAGCUUCAAAAGAAUAUGUUUGGUGAUUACAAACCAUUAGAGGCGCCAUUUGAGGUACCGGCAAUCGACGGUACAUCGUUUACGAAAAUGAAAUGGCAUGCAGGGCUUAUAACCGUUAUUGGCGGAGGCAAUGCUUUUCCAUUUAGAUUCUCUAUGGACGGACAUAGUCUUAAAAUAGUGGCUGGCGACGGAUUCCACAUAGAACCGAUAACUGCUGAGUCGAUAAUAUUACACAAUAAAGAGAGGUGCGAUAUUGAAAUGAUAGCACACCAAAGUGUGGGAAACUACUGGAUUAGAGCAAAGACUCUUGAGGCCGGGGUGGACCACUCUGUUUACGCCAUUUUACGGUAUAACGAAUAGGAUACUUCAGAACCAUUGACAUCAAAUCGGGCGUGUACCUCGAGUGAGAGGUGUGUUGUUGUAAAUUGUCCAUUUUUAGUGUAUCCUGGUCAACCAAAUGUCGACUGUAUAACUUUUAAUGAUAUAAAGUUUCCAUCGAGAAAGACACGAUAAUGAUUCCAAAGGGAGGCUAUGCUGUUGUUAGAAUUACUGACAACAAUCCAGGUCUUUGGAUGCUCCAUUGUCACAUGGAUCCACAUACAAAGAGAGGAAUGGCUGUGCUUUUGAAUAAAUCAUUCUCUGAGGUUCCACCUUUCUGUUUUGUAUUUCGAUUUCAGACACAAUUCCGAUCGCGACAUUUUGGGGAAUUUUCGGAGCACUGUUAGCGAUUGCUGCAAUUGAGCUGUUCACAAUCAUAGGAAUGUGCGUGUAUUAUGGACGAACAACUACAAACACAUUAAGUUAAAAUUGUAGAUAAAACAGAUGUACAGUACUAAAAUUUAAUUUGCACAUAUUCAACGUAAAGUCACUCACUGUAGUUUUGUGUAUUUGAUUUUUA